Molecule: messenger RNA, 400 nt
Organism: Saprolegnia diclina VS20
Lineage: Eukaryota; Oomycota; Saprolegniomycetes; Saprolegniales; Saprolegniaceae
Exons: 2
Coding region: 1-300 (99 amino acids)
Source: RefSeq, a predicted model, not a curated record
AUGUACUUGAUGGUUCCUUCUAGUGCCAAGCAGUGCGAGUACCGGUACAAGCACCACCUCGCGCCCAAGAGAGGCCCCCGGCGCGUAGAUAGGGCGCCCAUGGCCUCGAAAGAGACGUUGAUGGCGGUGAACCAGCGUUUGCAGCUGCUUUUGACAAAGUCGGCCGUGGCCGCGCACCCGAGUCACAUCCUGGACCUCGCCUUGCUGUGCAUUGCGGCUUUGCCCGUCGAGACGUGCUCGGUUAUCGCCGAAGUCCAAAAGCUGCGCUACGCCCUCCAGAACCAAGAGUUAGAAGGCUGAGCCACGCUGAGCCGAGUCCCGGUCAGAAAAGUGUGUAGGAGAAUCUGAAUGUAUAGGAGGCAAAACCAUUCGAAUCACCCAAUAAAUGUUUUAGUUUGCA